AUGCCGCCUUGGCGCAGAUCCGUUCCAAUGCCAAGAGCACCUGCAGAAACUUCAAACAUUUGCUCGGGCGAAAACUGGAGUCUCCUGAUCUGUCUGCAACUGGACCAAAUCGCACCCCGUGUUCAGAGUACUGUCUGUCCAUCAACGAACUAUCGCAAGGCCGCGGAGCAGCCGACGGAGAAGUAUAGCCACAUUGCGAAAGAGAAACUUGAGAAGAUUCUGAACGCUUGCAAAGAGUUAGAGCUUUGGCUCACCGAUGCGCAGAAGAAGCAGGAGGCGAUGCCCAAGUACCAAAAACCAGUGGUAACGUGCUCCGAGAUGGACAAACGAAAUCAGGAAUUGGCCAAGAUGGCCGAUGAGAUUCUCAAGGAGCCAAAACCCAAAGAGGAACCGAAGGAGAUGGAGGUGGAAGCUGAGGACAAAGAGGAGGGGAACCCGGGGCCGAAGUCGCCUUGGGGGGAGUAUCAUCGCUUGCAGACCGCCGUGGGCGAUACACGACGGCGGCUCUUUGGUACUUUCACCUCCGAAGGCACCUUCAACGCCACGACGCGAGCAGUGAGCUAUGGCACUUGUGGGCAUGAUCCCAAAGGAGAGUACGUCCUGCCGAAACCUCGCACUUUGGAACUCUUGACGGCAGAGGCGACCUGGCCUAGCAGUGUCACUGGUGGAUUUGUGAUUCCAUUCCAAGGGCAAGCCAGGUCCCAGAGCCUCCAGCCAACCGAACGAACGCGACGUGUGGGCUCACUGGGUCGGAACAUUGUCGGUAAUUGCACCAUCAAAGAUGAGCGCUUUUGCUACUACGGCCCCCACAGCCACUACUAUGGAAACAACAGCGGCUGCCGCUCCACUCUUCAGUACCGCCCAGAGAGAGCAUCGUGA
Molecule: messenger RNA, 879 nt
Organism: Durusdinium trenchii
Lineage: Eukaryota; Dinophyceae; Suessiales; Symbiodiniaceae
Source: the annotation of a GenBank genome assembly